Messenger RNA from Prorocentrum cordatum, 933 nucleotides. The record is from the annotation of a GenBank genome assembly. NCBI's taxonomy places the organism in Eukaryota, Dinophyceae, Prorocentrales, Prorocentraceae.
AUGCUGAAGUUCGGCUUGCGCCCAGACGCGUUGACUUUCCACGCUCUCAUCCACGCUUGCGCGAAAGUGCCAGAUUCAAACAGCGCAGAGUACUGGCUCAUGCAGAUGCGGGAGGCCUCGUGGAGCGGGCCGAGCACUGGUUUGGCCAGAUGCAGAGGGCUGGCUGCAAAGUCAACACUUUCGGAUACGCAGCUGUUCGGUGACUUGGCCAGGGCUCAGCAGCUGUUCGAUGACAUGGACAGCCACCUCCUGGUUCCAAACCUCGUGUGCUUCAACACGAUGCUGAACGCGUGCGUGCACAAGGGCGACUCAGAGGCGGCCGAGGCGUGGUUCCACAAGCUGGAGCCCCGUGGAAUCCAGCCGAACAGCAUCACGCUCAACCGCAUGAUCAGCGUCUCCGCGAAGAGUGGGGACGAGGAUGCUCCUGCGCCGGGAGCCACCCAGACAGCCAGACAGUCUGCACUCCCGCCCGCGCGCGCUCUCGAUGCGCCCGGCCGGGCCACCGCCGACACCCGGGCCCUGGCCCGCGACGCCAUCGUCGACGCGUGCGGCCAGGCGUGCGGCCAGGCCGCGGCCUCCGCCCGGGCCGGGAGCUGGCGCGCCAAGGGCGCGCCAGGGCGCGCCCGAGCCGCCCGGCCUGCCUCGCGAGAGGCCCGCGCGGGCGGGCCUCGCGCCGCCGCCGCGCCGCAGCACGGGGCCGCGCCGGGGCCCUGCCGCAGCACGGGGCCCGCGAGCUCGCGGGAGGAGCUGCUCGCCCGCGCGGAGGCGACCCCGCCGCCCGGCCUCGCGCCCCCGCCGGGCCGCUCGGCGCAGCGCCUGCUCGCACGCCAGCUCGGCGGCGCGCAGUGGGAGGACGUCCUCUCGAGGGCCCAGCAGCGCUCCGAGGGCGACGCCGUCCACGGGCUGCCGACGCUCUUCCGCUUCAGCCUCUGA